Rhineura floridana is the source of this 2909-nucleotide messenger RNA. It is a transcript of the gene GATB, whose product is annotated as glutamyl-tRNA amidotransferase subunit B. Bases 46 to 1692 code for a protein of 548 amino acids. Lineage: Eukaryota; Metazoa; Chordata; Lepidosauria; Squamata; Rhineuridae. The record is from RefSeq and is a predicted model, not a curated record. Gene Ontology annotation, biological process: mitochondrial translation; glutaminyl-tRNAGln biosynthesis via transamidation. Gene Ontology annotation, molecular function: glutaminyl-tRNA synthase (glutamine-hydrolyzing) activity. The transcript is spliced from 13 exons.
GCAAGAGCGGACGGAUCACCUGAUGCCUCACACACUCUGAGCAAAAUGGCGGCCCCCGUGAUGCGACGCUGCCGGCAUUGGCUUCGAGCUGGGAAGCUCAGCAUCGGGAACUUCGUUGAACUGCGUGGCCCGAAAGGUCUCGUAGUUGCUAGCGCGCUCUGCCGGAGUGGAAAGGAGAUUACAGAGAAACAGAAACGUGAUGUUCCCUGGGCAGCAGUGGUUGGCCUGGAAAUUCAUGCACAGAUCUGCUCCAACUCAAAGCUUUUCUCCGGUUCACAAGUCCAGUUUGCAGCACCGCCUAACUCUUUAGUAUCUUUUUUUGAUGCUUCUCUACCUGGAACUCUACCAGUUCUCAACAGGAGAUGUGUAGAAGCCGCAGUGAUGACGGGCCUUGCGCUGAACUGCACCAUAAACAAGAAGUCCUUGUUUGACAGGAAACACUAUUUCUAUGCAGAUCUGCCUGCUGGCUAUCAGAUUACUCAGCAAAGGCUUCCCAUUGCUGUGAAUGGGAGGUUGUCAUACAUUCUGCACACAGGGAAAAACCAGAAUGAAAUGGUAACCAGGACUGUGAGGAUCAAGCAGAUACAACUGGAGCAAGACAGUGGAAAGAGCCUUCAUGAUGAUUUGAGGAGCCAGACGCUUGUGGAUUUGAACCGGGCAGGAGUUGGCCUCAUGGAGGUUGUCAUGGAGCCUGAGAUGUGCUGUGGGGAAGAGGCGGCUGCAGCGGUGAGAGAACUUCAGCUUAUCCUGCAGGCUCUUGGGAGCAGCCAAGCAAACAUGGCAGAGGGUCAACUGAGAGUAGAUGCCAAUGUAUCCGUGCAUCACCCUGGACAGCUUUACGGAGUGAGGACUGAAGUGAAGAAUAUCAACAGUGCCCGAUUUCUUGCCAAGGCAAUAGACUAUGAAAUACGUAGGCAAAUUGAAGAGUUGGAGAAUGGAGGAACUAUUUUGAAUGAAACUAGAGCCUUUGACUUUAAACUGGGGUGCACUGUAGCAAUGAGAGAUAAAGAAGGAAAACAAGACUAUCGGUUUAUGCCAGAGCCAAACCUUCCUCCUUUGAUUCUUCAUGAUUCUAAAUCUUUGCCCAUUCACACAAGCUACCAGCAUGUAGUGAAUAUUGAUUGGCUUCGGGAUAGGCUUCCUGAACUUCCCAGUGCGAAGAGAGCAAAGCUUGUUGAACGUUAUGGGAUUCAGCCUCAACACAGUUUCACCUUAUUGAAUGAAGAUGGAUUAACAGAAUUUUUUGAAGCCGUGGUGAAUGCCACAAAAAUGAGUCCCCAAAAGGUGGCUAGCUGGAUUCUAAAUGUUAUACUUGGCUAUUUAAAACAGUAUAACCUUGAAGUAAAGGAAAGUCCAGUCAGUCCUCUUCUUCUGGCUGAACUUCUGAACCUUCUAGAAAGUGGAACGAUUUCCUCUUCAGCAGCCAAACAAGUGUUGGAAGAGAUGUGGAAGGGGAAAGGGAAGACUCCAGCUCUGAUCGUUAAAGAAAAGAAGCUUGAACUGUUCUGGGAUCAGAAUGAGCUUCAGCGCAUCUGUCAGGCUGUGAUGGGAGGCCAUCAGAAAGAGGUGGCCGAGAUAAAGAAGGGAAACAAAAAAAUACUGAAUAAGCUUAUUGGACAAGUUCAAAGAACAACCAGAGGACGCUCAGAUCCUGUAUUGGUGAAACAAAUACUCGAGAAGCUGCUAUCAUAGGAACUUGGAGUGAAAAUUCCAUAUCUGAUAUUCACAACUGCUGUCAGGGCAGUUAUUAUUUGAUACUAUCUUUAGCAGUCAAACCAUUGUACAGAUUAUUGUAGCUACUUUCUGCAGUUUUUAAGCUUUAUUCAGGCCAUCAUCCUCUUCAGUGUUCGUCAAACUGGAACAUAAGGCAUGCAAAGUGAGCACCAAAACUGUAGCAUGCACAAGUUUUCUGUUUAAAAGAUGCUAGUUUUGUAACAUACUGAAUUAUUUUCUCUAAAUUAUCAGUAAUAUUUCUUAGAAGUGUAUUAAAUACAAACCUCUUAAUGUAUUUUCAAAGCAGAGUACCCCCUUCUGCUUGUAAAGUAUGUGAGACACUUAAUAAAAGAUAUCUACAAUUGCUUGUAUCAGCAGAUGUUCAAAAUCAAAUAUUUUGUUACAUGAUUAAGGGAAUCCUUAAGUGUGCUCUUAAGCAAAAAGAGUGGCAUAUUCUUAAAUUCCUUAUAUUGUGAGUUUCACCCGAUACUGGACUCUUGAGAAUGACUAUUCGUUUGAAUACUGUUUCUCCCAAAAUGCAAGUAAAUUUGAAUCUGAAUUUUUAUCACUUUCAGCUUCUAAUUUAAAAUCCUAGCCCAUGUAAAUAACAUACAAAAUACAUUAUUUAAGGUUUGCUGUUUCAUUAAGCACACUUAUGGCAGCAGUCCAAACAUGAAUUCACACUUUGUUUUGUGAGAGAAGAAAAGUUCCCUUUGAUCUUACUAACAUUAUGCCCUCUCUGAGAAGGAAGUUAUCUUUUUAUUCCAAUGUAAAGGACUUUUCUCUCCUUAUACUGAUUCUCUGCAACUCCACAAACUACUUUGGAAUGAAACAGUUAAUUAUUUUGAGUUAGAAAAUAAACAAAACAAGGACCCUUGUUAAAAAGAGGAAAGCUUUUUUGAGAUCUCUUGUAUCACAGUUCUAUAUAUUGUAUGGGGAAAGAUAACUACCAAGCAAUUCAGCUGCCCAUCCUCUGGAAUUUUAAGCCAACUCCUCCCACCCUGACCCUUUACUCUAGGUUUCAGCCACUACAGAGAAUAAAUAUUUUGCUUUUGGACUGAAGCAAAGAGAUAAUGAGCCUUUCAAAACAGGUUGCAGAGACUCCAAGCUGGUAUUUCAAGACAAUAUAGAAUGGCAGAGUUUUUAUAUGUUUAAUGAAUAAAAUUUGUACAUAAAUACAACUGUUUUAUAAACAA